AUGGUCAAGGAGAGAGCUUUGUACGAUGUACUAGGCGUGGACCCCAGCUGCUCAGAGGGCGAGCUGAAGAAAGCCUAUCGAAAGUUGGCGCUCAAAUAUCACCCUGACAAAAAUCCAGAUGAGGGUGAACGCUUCAAGAAGAUAUCACAAGCCUACGAGAUUCUUUCCGACAAGGAAAAACGCGAAUUGUAUGAUCAACAUGGAGAAGAGGGACUUCAGGGUGGCGGUGGUGGUCAUAAUCCCAUGGACAUUUUCAACAUGUUCUUCGGUGGUGGCGGAAGGAGUCGUGGGAUGGCGCCAAAAGUUCGACCAACCGUUCAUAAUUUGCCGUGCACUCUCGCACAGCUCUACAAUGGUUGCACAAGAAAGUUGAAGAUCACUCGAAACAUCCUCUGUGCUGGAUGUGCGGGACUUGGUGGAGCCAAAGGCACCGUGAAGCAAUGCAGCGAGUGUAAUGGACGGGGUGUUGUUUUGAAACUCCACCAGCUAGCUCCAGGAUUUGUUCAACAAAGCCAAGCUCCUUGUCGACAGUGCUCAGGCUCGGGAGAGUUCAUAGCGGCCAAGGAUCGUUGCAAGACCUGUGAUGGAAAGAAGAAGAUGAAAGAGGAAAAGAUUCUCGAAGUGCACAUUGAGAAGGGCAUGAAAGAUGGACAAAAAGUCGUGUUUUCUGGUGAGGGAGAUCAAGAGCCAGGCCUGCCAGCUGGAGAUGUUGUCAUUGUGCUUGAUGAGCAGCAGCAUAACACUUUUGUUAGAAAGGGAAACAACCUCAUCAUGAAUAUCGAUUUGCAACUGGUUGAGGCACUUUGUGGAUGCGCUAGGAAUAUAAAGACGCUUGAUGAUCGAACGCUUCAUUUCAACAUUUUGCCAGGAGAAGUGAUCACUCACGGAGAUUUACGUGUAAUUCAUACGGAAGGAAUGCCCACUCACCGGGAUCCAUUUGUUAAAGGUGACCUGAUCUUACAAUUCUCGGUGGAAUUCCCCAAAAAACUUGAGGAUAAGCAUCGACAGUUGAUUGCUGAAAUGCUUCCUGGGAAAGCCCAACGAGCUUCUGUUGAUGAAGACACUGAGGUUGUCGAGUUGGAUAACAUCCGGGCGGAGGAGAAUGGUAGAGGAUACGGUGGACACGCACACGGGCACCCAAUGUUCAUGGAGGUUGAUGACGAUGAACCAGGCUUUGGUGGCGGAGGCCAGUCUCGCGGGAUGCAAUGUCAGCAACAA
Mesorhabditis belari is the source of this 1218-nucleotide messenger RNA. The record is from the annotation of a GenBank genome assembly. Lineage: Eukaryota; Metazoa; Nematoda; Chromadorea; Rhabditida; Rhabditidae.